Solanum lycopersicum (tomato) is the source of this 2775-nucleotide messenger RNA. Its product is annotated as trifunctional UDP-glucose 4,6-dehydratase/UDP-4-keto-6-deoxy-D-glucose 3,5-epimerase/UDP-4-keto-L-rhamnose-reductase RHM1. Gene Ontology annotation, biological process: nucleotide-sugar metabolic process. The record is from RefSeq and is a predicted model, not a curated record. Lineage: Eukaryota; Viridiplantae; Streptophyta; Magnoliopsida; Solanales; Solanaceae. Gene Ontology annotation, molecular function: dTDP-glucose 4,6-dehydratase activity.
UUUUACUUUUUUUUCUAAUCUAAAUUGCAACAAAUUUUUUUGAUUCGGUUAUAACUAGAGGGAAAAACUUCAUGGAAUUAGUAAAUAAAAAAAUAAUCUCGCCUUUUAAUGGACAUAGAAUAAUAACGUAAGUAGCUAUACUAUCAAAGAUUUGGUAAAACUUUCUAUUUUAAUUAUAUAUAAGGUAUUUUUUUUGGGUAUAUUUCUAGAUUUCUCAAUAUCUUAAAAAUGUGAGAUCAUAUUUUUAACAAAUUAAUAUGAUUUAUCAAUAAAUAGUUGCUUAUCAAUAUAAUUUUUGGUUGUUCAUAUAAUUUUAUGGAUUUCUUAUUUAAAUAUAUAUUUGACUAGCGGUCAUAAUUAGUUUGAUGUGUGAAAAUGUUAAUAUAUAGAUUAGGCUGAAAAGAAGGAACUAAAAAAAGGGUUAAUCUCUACUACUUUUGCUAUAAUGACGCAUCAACAGCCAUUCUUAUCCCUUUUCACUUAAGCUUUUCUCUCCAAUUAAUUAAUCCUCUUCAAUCACUUUCACUAAAUUGAUACAUUUGCCAAAAAUGUAUGAAUUGCUCUGACUUUAAUUCUUCUUUUAUUCUUAUUCUGCAAUCUUUAUAAUUUCCUAGCAAAAAUUAUUCUGAAAAUUCCAUGAAGUGAAAAUUGCAUUGAAAUAGCAACAAAAAAAAUAAGGAUGUCGUCCGAACCAGCUCCUUAUGUACCCAAAAAUGUCCUCAUAACGGGUGCAGCAGGCUUCAUUCCGUCUCAUGUAACCAAUAGAUUGACCAAGCUAUAUCCUAACUACAGGAUUGUUGCUCUUGACAAGCUCGAUUAUUGUUCGAGUCUAAAAAAUUUGGAGCCAAGUUACUCGUGUCCGAAUUUCAAAUUUGUCAAGGCUGAUAUUACUAGUGCUGAUCUUAUCAACCAUCUUCUGGUUGAGGAGAAGAUUGAUACAAUUAUGCAUUUUGCAGCACAGACUCAUGUGGAUAAUUCAUUUGGAAAUUCGUUUGAGUUCACCAUUAAUAAUAUUUACGGUACUCAUGUGCUUCUUGAGGCUUGUAAGUUGACUAAAUGCAUCAAGAGAUUCAUUCAUGUUAGUACCGAUGAAGUUUAUGGCGAGACUGAUUUGGAAACUGACAUUGGCAAUCCUGAAGCUUCUCAACUCCUUCCUACUAAUCCAUAUUCCGCGACUAAAGCUGGAGCAGAAAUGCUUGUCAUGGCUUAUAAUAGGUCUUAUGGCCUACCAACAAUCACUACUCGAGGGAAUAACGUGUAUGGCCCAAAUCAGUUCCCUGAGAAGUUGAUCCCAAAGUUCAUUAUUCUAGCAAUGAAGGGUGAGCGUUUGCCAAUUCAUGGCGAUGGAACAAAUGUUAGGAGCUAUUUGUACUCUGCUGAUGUUGCUGAGGCAUUUGAUGUGAUACUGCACAAAGGGGUUAUUGGACAUGUGUAUAACAUUGGUACUAAGAAAGAGAGGGCAGUUUUGGACGUGGCUGCGGAUAUAUGCAAAUUGGUUGGAAAGAAUGCUAAAGAAGUUAUCGAGCUUGUACAAGAUAGGCCUUUUAAUGAUCAAAGGUAUUUCCUGGAUGAUCAAAAGCUUAAGAAGUUAGGGUGGCAAGAAAGGACUACUUGGGAGGCAGGACUAAAGAUGACACUCGAUUGGUACACAAAAAAUCCCGAUUGGUGGGGUGAUAUAACCGGAGCCCUUCACCCACAUCCCAGAAUCUCAAACAUCGCGCCUUCACAUGAUGAAGGGUGUCUGUUGCAGCUUGUAAAAGGAAGCAAGAAAGCAUCUGGCUCAGACUUAAAGUUCUUGAUUUACGGAAAAACAGGUUGGAUUGGAGGGUUGUUAGGAAAGAUUUGUGAAGAACGUGGAAUAGCAUACGAGUAUGGAUUAGGACGACUACAGGAUAGGAGUUCUCUAAUGCAAGACAUGAUAAGAGUAAAGCCAACUCAUGUUUUCAACGCGGCUGGUGUUACUGGGAGGCCUAAUGUGGAUUGGUGUGAAUCACACAAAGUAGAAACAAUUAGAACGAAUGUUGCUGGUACACUAACUUUAGCUGAUAUCUGCAGAGAGGCUGAUAUCUUAGUGAUGAAUUUCGCGACAGGUUGCAUAUUUGAAUAUGAUGAGCAGCAUCCACUAGGCUCAGGCAUCGGAUUCAAAGAAGAAGACAAACCAAAUUUUACAGGAUCCUUCUACUCGAAAACCAAAGCCAUGGUGGAAGAGCUUCUAAAAGAAUACAACAACGUUUGCACUCUCAGAGUAAGAAUGCCAAUAUCAUCAGACCUUAGUAACCCAAGAAACUUCAUCACAAAGAUCACGCGUUAUGAUAAAGUGGUAAACAUCCCAAACAGCAUGACAGUUCUAGAUGAGCUACUACCAAUCUCUAUCGAAAUGGCAAAGAGAAACUGUAGAGGUAUAUGGAACUUCACAAAUCCGGGAGUUGUGAGCCACAACGAGAUUCUAGAGAUGUACAGAGACUACAUUGAUCCUAAAUUCAAAUGGCAGAAUUUCGAUCUUCAAGAACAAGCUAAAGUGAUCGUUGCACCGCGAAGUAACAAUGAGCUUGACAUGACAAAGCUGAAAAAUGAGUUUCCAGAAUUGCUAUCAAUCAAAGAUUCAAUCAUCAAGCUAUUAUACAAUGAAGGAUUUAUCCGGUGCGCACAAAGUGCUUACCCGAAAAGCAGAUGCUCCGACAGAAAUUAUAGCGGUUACGGAUUAUCCUGAGAUUUCAAAAAGAAAAAUAAUGUUUGAAUCUUCAAACUGUAUUCAUGAGUUAUUCUGAAUCAAGA